AUGUUCCUUCUUCUGGUCCUUCUCACCGGACUUGGAGAGCUGCACGCAGAUCCCGGUCCUCAUACAACAUUUCUGCAGACCACAGUUCCAGAGAAGUUCUCAUCAUUUGAUACAGAAGGAAAUCCAGAAAAUAAUAUAUGUCUCUGCUCCUCCUCUCUCGUCUCCUACAUUCUAUUCCAGAGGCAUGCCAUUGCUUAUGUGGAUAAGCAAAGUGCAAUGAUUGCUUAUAUCAUUACAAUAAAAGGAAAGCCAUAUUUUGUCCAUCUCACAAAACAAUUAUUUUUAUCUUCAGUUUCUGUUGUUUACUUUUAUGACAACGAUGACAUCCAACAUUCUCAGCCUUUGUUAGCGCAGGUGGAUUGCAGUUACCAUGGAUAUGUUGCAGGAUUUCCACAUUCUCUUGUGUCACUCCAUACUUGUUCAGGACUCAGGGGAACAUUACAGCUUAAAAACAUCUCAUAUGGAAUUGAACCAAUGGAGGCUGUAUCAGGAUUUGUGCACAUGAUUUAUGAAGAAAAAUAUGACAUUGUUGUACCUCUCUUAGGAGAAACUAAGACUUACAGCUAUAAUAACAUAUAUUAUCAUAUCAGGAAAAGUUCAGAAAGAACUGAAUUUUUCAAGUUACAUCCUCAAUAUCUUGAAAUAUAUAUUGUUGUGGAUAAAAUUCUGUUUGAUUACAUGGGCUCUGAUGUAAAGGCUGUAACACGGAAGAUUAUCCAGAUAAUUGGUUUUGUUAACACUAUGUUUUCCCAGUUAAAACUGACUGUUGUAAUAUCUUCUAUAGAAAUCUGGUCAAAUAAAAACAAAAUUUCUACUACAGGGAAUCCGAACAAUAUAUUAUCUAGAUUUUUAGAAUGGAAAUACAAACAUAUCUUCCGACCUCAUCAGGUUGCAUACUUAUUUGCCUUCAAGAAACAUCCUAGUUUUUUAGGAGCCACAUUUCCUGGAAAAAUAUGUAAUAAAAAUUUUGCAGUAGGAGUUGCUCUGUAUCCAGAGGGUUUAUCCUUGGAGUCAUACACUACCAGCAUCGUGCAGUUGCUUGGCUUUAAUCUAGGAUUGAGUUACGAUGAUCCUGACACUUGCUAUUGUUCAGGAGAUGUUUGCACAAUGUCACCUAAAGCAGUGCAGUCUGGGGGUGUAAAGGAGUUUAGCACCUGUAGUUUGGAUGACUUUAAAUACUUAGCUUCACAAUCUGGCUUUGAAUGUCUUCAGAAAAUCCUUCCUGAAAUGCCAGUUUAUAAAGAAGCACAAAGGAAAGUAUGCGGCAAUGGAAAAUUGGAACAUGGUGAAGAGUGUGAUUGUGGCAUUAUAGAGAAUUGUACACAUAAAGACUGCUGUGACGCUAGAAUAUGUCUAAUGAAAAAGGGUAAACAAUGUGGUUCUGGGGAAUGCUGUACACUAGAUUGCAAGCUAAAACCAGUUGGUAUACAGUGUAGGAAAUCUUUGGAUGAAUGCGAUUUCCCUGAGUAUUGCAAUGGGGUUUCCUCACACUGUGUGCCUGACACUUAUGCACGUGAUGGACAAAGUUGUGAUUCGGGUGAUGCCUACUGUUUUGGAGGACGAUGUCGGAUACAUAACAAACAGUGUAAAGAUUUGAUUGGAGGAGCUUCUAGAGGUGGUCCAUUUGCUUGUUAUGAUGAAGUAAAUACAAGAGGAGAUAGAUAUGGAAACUGUGGCCGAGAUUUUUGCAGUUAUCCUAAUCUUCUAUGUGGAAAAUUAGUUUGUGCCUGGCCACACAAAACAUUAAUAUCACGUGCAAAUUUAUCUGUGAUUUAUACACAUGUCCAAGACGAAAUAUGUGUAUCUACAUUUCGACCCAAUGAAAAGUUACCUAAAAAUUCAUGGACGACAUAUGAAAAUCCUGAAGAUAGAGAUGAUACAUUUGUACAAGAUGGCACUGUGUGUGGUCCUGAGAUGUAUUGUGUCAAAUUUGUGUGUGUAAAAGUUCAACACCAGAUAACAGAUGAGGAGUGCAACUCUACUUAUUGCAAUAGCCACGGAGUUUGCAAUAAUUUAAAUCAUUGCCAGUGUGAAAAGGGGUUUGAUCCUCCUACAUGCCUGCAGAAGAAGGGAGAAUUUGGAAGUAUUGAUGAUGGGCACAAGGCUCCAUCUGGAAAAAGCUACUUGAGCGAACAAAAUACCACUCCUUCAAAACACCGAUUACUACUCAUUUUCUACAUUUCUUUACCUGUGCUCAUCAUCACUGCCACUGUUUUAAUAAAACAGAAUAAAAUAAGGGAGCUGUGCUACAGAGAGGAAACUGAAAGUGAGAGAUCUGUGCCAGAAGAAAGCAGCAGUAACAGCAGGUUAUCCCCCAGUGUAAGUCUCAAUUUCCACCCUAUCUACUGCAAGUUGAAUCCAGAAGAGGCUCUGAAUCAGAGAGCAUUCAUCAAGUUUUAUAUAGUUUGGGACCUACAGAACCUGGAUCUUCCUCUUGACCAGCAACCUUGGCAGUGGUAUGCUGGAGCCAGUUCAUACCAGCUGGCAAGAAAUUUUGCUCUCAUUAAAAAAAAUAGACAAGUUUUGGUGAAGCCCAUCUGCAGAAGAUGCACUUACGACCCUCACGUCAUCCCGGAAUGCGUUUCCAAUCUCCGCGUUUUGAAAAAUAAAACUCAAGCCCGCGAGGGAAGCAGGAUAUUCCGGCGGGUACAUCCCCUGGACGGUCUCUCCGCGCAGCGUGCGGUGCGUGGGCGCCCUGGACUGCGACUGCGGCUGCGCGGGCGAGUCCGCCGAGAGGGCGGCGGUGGCCGAAGCAGACGCGCCCCGCCCUCCCCCCCGCCUCUCCUCAGACGGUUCGGACCCUAG
This is a messenger RNA of Enhydra lutris kenyoni (northern sea otter), 2805 nucleotides long. Its product is annotated as disintegrin and metalloproteinase domain-containing protein 5-like. The transcript is spliced from 24 exons. The record is from RefSeq and is a predicted model, not a curated record. The coding region runs from base 1 to 2805 and encodes 934 amino acids. Gene Ontology annotation, biological process: proteolysis; binding of sperm to zona pellucida; cell adhesion. Lineage: Eukaryota; Metazoa; Chordata; Mammalia; Carnivora; Mustelidae. Gene Ontology annotation, cellular component: plasma membrane. Gene Ontology annotation, molecular function: metalloendopeptidase activity.